CCGUGUUUCUACACCCCCACCCUUUCACUCUCAUUCUUUUUGAGGAUCUUUCAUUGUCAAGCCGCCAAAGUGGAGAGUGUGAUUGCAGAGGGGGGUGCUUCUCGUUUCAGCGAGUUCCUGGGGAAAACCCCAGGGCCUGGCGUUCAGAGAUGGGUUCCUUCACGAAGCACUAGACGAGAUGUCAACUCCUCCAACGAAAAAGAACGACACGAUGCAAUCUUCAGGAAAGUGAGAGGCAUACUUAAUAAACUGGCCCCUGAGAAGUUUGACAAGCUAUGCCUUGAGCUCCUGAAUGUGGGCGUAGAUUCAAAGCUCGUCCUCAAAGGGAUCAUCUUGCUGAUUGUAGACAAAGCCCUUGAAGAGCCGAAGUAUAGCUCGCUAUAUGCUCAGCUAUGUCUGCGUUUGGCAGAGGAUGCUCCAAACUUUGACGGCCCAUCAACAGAGAUCCAGUCAUCACAAAAGCAGAGCACUACAUUCAGGAGACUUCUGAUAUCCAAACUUCAGGAUGAAUUUGAAAACCGCACCAGAAAUGUUGACAUCUAUGAUAAAAAUGACAGCCCUCUCACCUCUGAGGAGGAGGAGCAGCGUGCUAUUGCCAAGAUCAAAAUGCUGGGCAACAUCAAAUUCAUCGGAGAACUUGGCAAACUCGAUCUCAUUCAUGAGUCUAUCCUUCAUAAAUGCAUCAAAACACUUCUGGAAAAGAAGAAAAGAGUCCAACUUAAGGAUAUGGGGGAGGAUUUGGAGUGCCUCUGUCAGAUAAUGAGAACUGUGGGGCCAAGGCUAGAUCAUGAGAAAGCCAAGUCUUUAAUGGAUCAGUACUACGGCCGUAUGCGAUCCUUAAUGAACAAUAAGGACUUGCCUGCUCGGAUUCGUUUCCUGCUUCAGGAUACCGUGGAGUUGCGAGAGAACAAUUGGGUGCCUCGGAAAGCUUUUAUUGAUAAUGGACCUAAGACUAUCAACCAGAUCCGCCAGGAUGCAGUAAAGGACUUGGGUGUUUUUAUUCCACCAAUGUCUCAAGGAAUUAGGACUGACUUCUUUCAAGAAAGUCCUUUCUUGCCGGCGAGAAUUAAACCUGAUCGAGAAACUCUUGGGGGAUUAGCGGAUAUGUUUGGGCAGAUGCCAGGCAGUGGGAUUGGUACUGGCCCUGGGGUCAUUCAGGACAGGUAUUCCCCCACCAUGGGCCGUCGCACAAAUCCUCUUUUCAAUGGGCACAGUGGCCACAUGGCCCCUGCACCUCAGCCUUUCAUGAAAUCCAACCAGGGGCAGAAUCUGCUUUUCCAGAACCAGACUCAUUCAUCUCAGCAGCAAGCUCAGUCUAAGGAUAUGGCGCCACGUUUUAUCAAGAAAGGACAGCUGAAUGCUGAUGAGAUUAGCUUGAGACCUGCUCAGUCAUUCAUUUUAAACAAAAACCAAAUGCCAAAGUUGCAGCCGCAGAUACCUACCAUGAUUCCUCCAAGUGCUCAACCUCCACGCACCUCCACACCUCCGCUGGGACAGCCACCGCAACUUGGCCUGAAAACCAGCCCACCUCCAAUUCAGGAGAAGCCACAGAAGACCACUAAGAAGCCACCGCCUGCUAGGGAGGAACUGCUUAAGAUGACUGAGAAUGUUGUGACCACUUACUUGAGCAGCAAAAACAUGAACGAGGCGGUGAAUGGGGUGCGAGAGAUGAAAGCUCCCAAACACUUCCUGCCUGAGAUGUUGAGUAAGAUGAUCAUCUGCUCACUGGAGAGCCCAGAUGAGGAUCGAGAGCAUGUCAGCACUCUGAUCAACACACUCCGCAUGGAGGGACUGGUCACAGGAGAGAACUUUAUGCAGGCUUUUCUCAAUGUUCUGGACCAGUGUCCCAAGAUCGAGUUGGAUAUUCCAUUGGUUAAGUCUUACCUGGCUCAGUUUGCUGCCCGGGCGAUCAUUGCUGAGCUUGUGAGCAUGGCAGAGUUGGCCCACCCUCUGGAGAACGGCACCCACUUUCCUCUCUUCCUCCUCUGCUUGCAGCAAAUGACCAAAAUGAAAGAUCGGGAGUGGUUGACCGACCUGUUCCAGCAGAGCAAGGUCAACAUGCAGAAGAUGCUGCCAGAAAUAGAUCAAAACAAAGAUCGUAUGUUGGAGAUUCUGGAGGGGAAGGGCCUGAGCUUCUUAUUCCCUCUGAUGAAGCUGGAGAAGGAGCUGCUGAAACAAAUUAUAGCAGAUCCUGCCCCGCAAACCAUCUACAAGUGGAUCAAGGACAACAUUUCUCCAAAACUGCACACUGAUAAGGGUUUCGUUAACAUUCUUAUGACCAGCUUUUUGCAGUACAUUAUCCAUGAGAUGUAUACCACUGAAGGUGAUGACCAAUUAUCUGCACCUACGAAAGAGCAGCUUGACCAGGAAAAACAGUUGCUACUUGCCUUCAAACCGGUGAUGCAAAAAUUCCUGCAUGAACACGUGGACCUGCAAGUCAGUGCACUCUACGCACUCCAAGUCCACUGCAACACCCAUGCUUUUCCCAAAGGAAUGUUACUGCGCUACUUUGUCAACUUUUAUGAUAUGGAGAUAAUUGAAGAAGAGGCCUUCCUUGCAUGGAAAGAAGAUAUUACCCAGGAGUUUCCAGGGAAGGGAAAAGCAUUGUUCCAGGUGAACCAGUGGCUCACCUGGCUGGAGACUGCGGAAGAGGAAGAGUCUGAGGAGGAAGCUGACUAAAGAACCAGCCAAAGCCUUGAUGUACUCUCCUCUGUCAUCUCUCCCGUUUCGUUUCACCAUCUCUCCUUUCACCUGCGGCAAUUCACCGCAGUUCAUUCCACACUGCUGUUUCCUGCAGUGUCAAGCCAACGUAUUAUUCACGCUUCUCUUUGGCCUCAUUGUUUAAAGCAUGUAAUGACUAUCAUCUGUUCAGGCCCACCACAGAUAAAUGGUAUUAGCAGCUUGAAACUGCAUCUUUUUUAUAUAUAUUUUUUUUGCUUUUAAAAACAUGUAUUUGCAAGAGCCUUUUCUGCUGCCGUUCAUUUCAGCACAAAACUAUAGAAAAUGCACUUUUGCUCAGUGUCAUAUUUUGAGUUGCUGCAAUAUUCAGUUUUGUUUGUUACAAAGAAUCCUCAGUAGUCUUUGGUUACCAUAAUGUUUAGUCGAUGCUUAUUGUUUUUUUUUUUUUUGUUAGUUUUUUUUUUAAACCUCACAGUGGUGGGUGUAGUGUGCUGUGUGUGUGAUGGAGUUUAAUGAAAAAUUCUCCAGAUCUGCAAGGUGCUUGAGUCUGUGAAACAGGAAAAAAGGUUUACUUUCCAGUUAUGAUUGUAAAAUAACAUGUUUGUUUUUUUUCUUCCCCUACUAUUUCUUAUAAUAAUGAACAAAGCCAUGUGGGAGAGAUGAAAUUAUGCAGCCUUUUCCCAACCCAUAAGCGUCCCCCACCUCCAGUACUUGUCAAGCUGAUACUUGAAUUUUUUUUUUUCUUUACAGCAUGUUCAGGGAUUACCAAACACAGCCUGUUUAGAUGCAACAAUUUGAUCCAAACAGAAAUGUGUAAUUUUUUUUUUUAAUGUAUUUUAAUUGGUAAAAUAAAGAUGAAACGAGAUGAGAAAUUUGGUAUGGAUGUUCAAUAUACAAAUCACUGUUUUACAGCCUAACAAUGUUUUCCCAUGAUGGAUAUUAUACACGUUUAUUUAAUCAUGAGGGGGAAAUCAAAGCUUUAUCAUUAGGUAGGACAACAAAUAAUGACCUGCUCAUGUGGUUUUGCUAUUUAAAGUGUUACUGUAAGGUGUAAGGGCUCAGAAUGUUCAAUGUGCCACUGUUGCUUUCAAUAAAGUUACACACCAGCAUUUA
This is a messenger RNA of Cyprinus carpio (common carp), 3792 nucleotides long. Its product is annotated as eukaryotic translation initiation factor 4 gamma 2-like. Gene Ontology annotation, molecular function: translation initiation factor activity; protein binding; mRNA binding. Bases 607 to 2679 code for a protein of 690 amino acids. Gene Ontology annotation, cellular component: eukaryotic translation initiation factor 4F complex. The transcript has 19 exons. The record is from RefSeq and is a predicted model, not a curated record. Lineage: Eukaryota; Metazoa; Chordata; Actinopteri; Cypriniformes; Cyprinidae.